UCGCAAAGUCACAAACGUCGUUCGACCGUGCAACGCGACGGACGUGUCGGCGGUGGAUCGUCGUCGCGAUUCGACGUAGUACUCUCGCGCGUCAAGACAACGUUUCCCGCCCUGUCGUGACUUCGCGCGAUUUUCUUUUUUCCUCUACGAGGAGUGCCGCGCAAAGUGAAAAGCUUAUUAGAAAAGCGGUUCGGGGACGACCGGGACCGAUUGAGAGGACGGAACGCGAUAACACGCGGGUGGAGAAAUUUCGUUCCUUCUACAGUCGGGUCGCGCUCCCGCGGCCCAACAUUAGCAGAGGUGGCGUGGGGCACGGCCGUGAUGGAAUUGCAGAGCUGGUUGCUCUAUCACUUAGUGGCCGUCACCGACUGCAAUCAAGUUACGUUUGCCUGAAUUUGCCGGACCAUUAUUCACACACACACACAGCUCUCUCGCCGCUUCUUUAUUUAAUUUUCCAUCCCACUAUCACGAUCCAGAGGAAACGGUGGUCUACCAAUGUUUGACGUGAUGCAGUCGGCGAAUACAAUCGGAAAUGGCGGCGGCGGUGGCGGAUCGUAUACAACCGGUGGCGGAACCGGAAGUCGCACUCGCGAUUUAGGGCUGCGCGCCCAGAAGAAGCUUCUGGGUCGCAUAGUAUCCACCGGUGCCGGCCGAUCGCUCUUCAUCGACGACGCCACAACGUCGUUGCUUGAUAAUCUUUACAAGCUGAUGGAGAGCGUCGCCAAGAGCAAUCCGCACUUGGACAAGAAGGAACCCGAGAAGGUUCUCAAGAAUAUCGUCAAACUGUCCAUUAAGAUCGGACUCGUGCAACGCAGUCAUCAAUUCCGUCCGAACGAUGCCGUGAAACUGGACGAGCUUCGGGAGGCUCUGGGAACAGUGGCGAUGACGGUCGUAUCGUUCUACGAGGUUGACUAUAGUUACGAUCAAGAGUACCUGAUAGGCUCGUUGGAACGUUGCCGAUCGUUGGUGCAAGAACUGAUAAAGCCGCAUCUUACGGACAAGUCAUCGCAACGUUGCGACCAGGUAUUCGACUUCCUGGUGUAUCCGAAAUUCUUGGACUCGGUAUUUCGAUACGACUCCGAACACAGACCCGUCCUCGGCAUGCUAGUCAGUGAUCUCAACAAGGCGUUGGACGCCAGGCGGCUUUGAUUCUUCAAGGAUGUUUGCGCGAUUUUGACAGAAGCGAAUCGACGAUCAGCAAUCGUGGUCCGAUGACCAUCUCCUUCGGCAACGACGGUUUCAAAUCGUGAUCGAUGACGAGUUUCAUCGACGAAGGCAAAUAAAGAAGAGAUGGAUACAUUGAUAUAUGCACGCUUCGUUGCACUUUGUUUCACAACAAAUGGACCACCGGUGUUGUAUAUUUUCAGUGUGACGACAGUAUAGCGAUAGAUUAAAAACAAUGUGUUUUUGGUCGCGACAUACCAUGCCCACUAACCAGUAGCCGGAUCGAGCUACUCAGCGCGGACCACUCGCUCACUGAUUUAUGCAAUAAUUGUCUAAUACUCCGCUUAUAUUUUAAGGACACAGUCAUACCUGCGUUACGUAUAAUUAACGUAUGAUAUACACAUAUUUAUGUGCAGAAUAAAAUUGGCAAUCCAUACCAAAAAAGGAUAUAAUUAGAUUAGUUAAUAAGAUGAUAUAGAAGAUGAAAUUGUCGCACAUUUUCUCUAAAAUUGAAUGUCAAUGCGAUUCUCAAUAUUCAACAAUACUGUUUGUCUUCAUCAUUUUGUUAUUAUACAGUCGAAAAGAAUCAUACAAUUUCUUUGUAUAGCCUAAUUAGAUUAUUUUUUAAAAUGCAAAAUAUUAUAGUUAUCUCCUAUCUCAGUUAAUUAUCAUGUAUGAAGUUACCUUCGUUUUAGAUUCAAUAAUUUUGUCGUAAUUUUAAUUUGAGAAUUCUACUCUACGUAACGAAACUAUACGUAUAUAAUGCCAUUGCAACAUUAUACGAUCAUUGCAAAAAUAGCGACGCGAUGAAAAAUUCGUUAGAAUCGAAUUCGGAGUAGAAUUCAGUUUAGUAUUUUGUAAGAUAUCCUCCGUCGCGAAGCUGAAAAUCCUAUUGCAGAAGCCGAUUUGCAUUCACCGCGUAUCACAAUUGUGUUGUAAUACGAUGGAUCAUAAUGGAUCUCAAUCAGCGAUGCUCUCGCGAAAUUUACAAAAGUCCAUUGAUAGAUCAUCAAGUAUCAAUUUGCAAGUAUAAAGCACUUUCCCGGUCUCCUAUUUUAAAUCCUGUAAUGACGAUCGACGUCACCUGCAGUAAUGGAUUGCAUGAACAUAAGGGAUUAUCCUUCUAUCCGAGCUAAAAAUCAACGAUGGAUACACGACACACCAGUAUCCUCUUGUAAACUCCCAUAUCCAUACGAUUUCGCGUUUAGAUAAUUUUACUACUGAAACAAAGUUUUUAAAAAUUUAGCGUUAUAUAUAUUUAAUUAAUUAUUUAAUAUAUAUUUUUGAAAAGAGUUAUAGUUUUAUAAUGUUAAAAGAUGUGCUAAUAGCUAAGCCCUUUUGGAUAUUUUAUAAAUAAGUUAGAUUGCAUCGCGCCGUCUAUAUAAUAUACGCCGUCUUUCAAUUUCUUGUUCUAGCUUUCAUGUUUUUUCGUUUCACAAUAUUAUUAUUUUUCUUCGAUAGCAGAACGUUGAAGCAUGUACAAACGAGCACGUUGUGAGAUGCUUGUCGCGAUCGACACAGUCAACUAUUGAACGCUUUAUACGUGCACGUUCGUAACAAAACACUCGACUAAAGAAACAAUUCCCACAUAUCUGAUUUGACUCGCAAUCCUUAUUAGCGUAGGAUAUAGCGUAGAAGAAAAUAUAAAGAAUUUUACCGACUUUUUGCGCCUUUUGUACGCGGUAUACACCCACUUUACACGUUAUUUGUGAUGAUUGUCAAUAUUAAAAAUGUUGUACGAAUACUAUGCCAUUAAUAUAUUAUUAACAAAUA
Cataglyphis hispanica is the source of this 2937-nucleotide messenger RNA. It is a transcript of the gene sigmar, whose product is annotated as tumor necrosis factor alpha-induced protein 8-like protein. Lineage: Eukaryota; Metazoa; Arthropoda; Insecta; Hymenoptera; Formicidae. Gene Ontology annotation, cellular component: cytoplasm. Gene Ontology annotation, biological process: regulation of apoptotic process. The transcript is spliced from 5 exons. The record is from RefSeq and is a predicted model, not a curated record. Bases 496 to 1149 code for a protein of 217 amino acids.